GCUGACAACACCGCUUUCAGCCUUAUCAGGUUUAUUGUUCUCCACCUGAGGUAAAGUUCAAGAGCCAAUGGCACAUCCCUUGACAGACUGGAACUCGGGCCUCUUUGACUGUUGUGAGGACACAAGUUCUUGUUGCUAUGGUUUCUGGUGCUGCCCUUGCCUUGCCUGCACGGUUUCAGGUAAAUUUGGAGAGAACCGUUGUCUCCCGUUAUGUGACAUAUGCAGCCCCGCCAUCACAGCAGCCUUUGGACUACCUCUAUGUGUUCCUCCUGCAGCGUUGGCUUUACGCGUUGGCAUUCGACACAGAUACGGUAUCAAGGGUUCUCUCUGUAAGGACAUAGCGAGCUCCUGUUUCUGUGAGUGGUGCUCCUAUUGUCAGAUGCAUCGAGAGUUAAAACAUCGCAAGAAAAACCAGCCCAUCAUUGUCAACAUGCAGCCUCCUCCAAUGAUGAUGGCUCCUGGACAAACAAAUGUUGGUUUUGUGAGCCAACCAGGAGUUGUUAUGGUUCACCCAUACUGAACCUUGUGGGUUCUAAUGGGUGGGCUCUGUCUUUCACAAGAAUAUUAGAUUUUGGUCAGAUGAAUUAUCUGUAAUGUUGUGUACAUUCAUUGUAAAAGCUGAUUAUUUUAGGUGUGGGAAACAGGGAGGACACAGUCUUUCUUUGGACAGUGAUAUAACAUUUUUUAAACAAUUGUGUUCCCUUGGCAUCUGAGCUUGCUGGGUAAAUGCCAGUCCCAUAAUGCUCCAAUAUUGAUAAUCAUGGCAUUCUUUGGUGAAAGUUGGUAGAUUUGAUAAGGUUAUCACUAUUUUUUAAGACCAAGGCCUUAACUUACUUAAUAAAAGGGAACUACUGUUGUAAAAGUCUCAAAAUGGGCUUCUUCCAUCAGUGACACAUAACAAAAGGUCCCAAGAUAUUAAUGUAGAGGCUCAUAUUGUUACUGUAGCAUGGCAGCAGAACUGUUCAAAUGUCAGAAUCUGGGUCACACAGACAAAACCUCUCUGUUGAUGUCUUCGGUUAAGUUCUUAUCAUCAAAAGUUGAAUCCAAGGAAACAUCCUGCAGAUACCUCUGUCCUAAGGAUUCAUCAACAUUUCCUAUAAGUUUGGAUUUUUGUCCAAAACCUUAUUGAUCUGAUUAUUGACAACUAUUAGUAACAAAUUGACAAUGAUUAAAAUUAACAUAUGUGUGCAAAAGAAACAAUACUUUGAAUAAACCUUGACAAAAUGUACACAUGCAGGUGAACUUUGAUGCUACCUAACACCCUUACUUUUCGAAGAACGAGAAGCGAGACCCCAAAAUCGUAACCGUCGUAGGUAGAGGUAUAAAUAGAGGUAUAAAUAGAGGUAUAAAUAGGAGGAGGCAACGAAGAAUCAAGGCUUUUUCUGGUCUUCUGAGGCUUGAGGUCUUGGUCCUUCUUUGGGCUUUUUGGCUUUUUUGACUUGGUUCUUUAGGUCUUUGGACUUAGGGCAUUUUUAGCUUUUGAACCUUUGACAUUUUGUCUUUUCUCUUCUUUUUAUAUUUUACAAUUUUGUAACCCUGUAUUUUCCUAUUUUUGUAAAAACCAAAUAAAACUGGAUUGUGUUUUGUACACUCCAACC
This is a messenger RNA of Anoplopoma fimbria (sablefish), 1598 nucleotides long. RefSeq names its product cornifelin homolog A-like. The coding region runs from base 68 to 520 and encodes 150 amino acids. NCBI's taxonomy places the organism in Eukaryota, Metazoa, Chordata, Actinopteri, Perciformes, Anoplopomatidae. The record is from RefSeq and is a predicted model, not a curated record. The transcript has 4 exons.